This is a messenger RNA of Passer domesticus (house sparrow), 3474 nucleotides long. Its product is annotated as gallinacin-13-like. NCBI's taxonomy places the organism in Eukaryota, Metazoa, Chordata, Aves, Passeriformes, Passeridae. Gene Ontology annotation, cellular component: extracellular region. The transcript is spliced from 4 exons. Gene Ontology annotation, molecular function: CCR6 chemokine receptor binding. The record is from RefSeq and is a predicted model, not a curated record. The coding region runs from base 1509 to 1694 and encodes 61 amino acids. Gene Ontology annotation, biological process: innate immune response in mucosa; defense response to Gram-positive bacterium; defense response to Gram-negative bacterium.
GCUGAAGGUUUCCAGAGGAGCCACUGCAGCAUGUGGAGAGCUGCAGGCUCCACUGGCACGGCACAAGCAGCUGUGGGGAAGGAGAUUUUCUGGUUUCUGUGGCUGUUGCUCCCCUGAGAGAAUAUACUUGUGGAUUCACUCAUGAAUCCUGAAUGAUUCCUGAACACAUUGGUUUUGCUGUAACUUUUUUUUAGGAGAAACUGGGGCCACCCAUAUCUGUGGCCCUUUUGGGACUCUGAUUGUUAUCUGACAUGCCCAGGUGAAAAAUUGCCUUUCUGCUUACCUGAAACCAAUAAACCUGAGGUUUAACAAAGCAGCAAGUGCCCACCUGUGAGUCAGCAAAGCUGCUAGUGGUGGGAUAACACUGAUCAGGAGGGACCACAGCAUUCCUCACCUCUCCAGAACACCAGGGGGACUCUGUGCCUUUAUUUCCCUUCCCAGAGAAAACAGCUGCAGUGGGGAAAAUAAUUUUGGCAUCACUGUUGGUGCAAAAGGCACCUGGUUUGACAUGAAGCCUGAAGGACAUGGGGUUUGCAUUUUCCAGCACCCCCUGGCAUCCAGCCUGCAAAGAAAAAUCCAUCGAGGUGACUUCUGAAGGGAAAAGGGAAGACUUGGUGAUGGCCUCCGCUGCAUCACCACUUUGAAAUGCAGGUCUCACCUCUACUGAUUUCCUGGAACUGACCUGGAGAACUGGUACAAACCUGAGAACCUGCCAGGAUCUCUGGGAGAGCUGUAAUCCACCUGCUUUCCUGAUGCCACUGAGUACUGCAGGGAGGUGUCCCAGCUUUCCAUUUGAAUGACUACAUAAAUGAAUAAAAUAUUAAAUUUCCAUUUUUUCCUGGCAGUUGUAAACAAAACCUUGGCAAGCAUCCUCUCUGCAGCCUGGAAGUUGAGAAAUUGAAGCAGACCCAUGCUUUUUUUAAGGAUCCCAUUAUUUUCAAGCCAGCUUUGUGUGUUGGGGAGUGCUGAGGAGGAGACUCUGGAUUUUUUCACGCUUGACUGUGUCAGUGCUAAACACAGAGAGUAAGAGCUGGAAAUGAAAAAAAAAAAAAAAAAAAAAACCAAAAACAAAACCCAAAACUUUGAUACUGCAAACACUUGGACUGGAUUUUAACAUCACAUGCUUGAGCCUAAAAACACAGAGCCAGACUGGGUCAGUCCCAACAUCCUGUCUCCAGCAGCAAGCAGUAGCAGACUCCCCAGUGCUCAGUGUAAUUGUCAACAAAACCCUGAUUUUCCUCUCACUUUUUGGUCUUUUUCCUUCUAUUUUUUUUCCCUUUAUUUCCCCUUUAUACUUUCUGUCUGUAACACGAUGUGACUGAGAGCAGGCAUACCCUGUGCAACUGUUUGCCGUCAUGUUGAAAUGCACCUGAGAUUGACAAAGUUCCCUCCACUCCAGGAAAAUUACACAACCCCCCUGGCCUCUAUAAAUCCAGAAUUUGCCUCUUAUUCCUCUCUUUAGGGCCCUUCACUCCUCCUCGGGGUGGAACCUCCACCCACACCAAGCCAUGCGGGUUCUGCAGCUGCUCUUUGCAGUCCUUGUCAUUCUCCUCCUCCAGGGAGCUCCGGCAGCCAGAGGCCGUCCAGACACCCAGCAGUGCAGAAGCAACCGUGGCCACUGCCGGAGGCUCUGCUUCCACAUGGAGCACUGGGAAGGGAGCUGCAGCAGCGGCCGCCUGCGCUGCUGCCGGUGACAGCAGCCACACCAGGGUGGUGUGACAGCCCCAGGAGAGCCAGCCCAGUGAUCCUGCAGCCAGAACUGUACACAGAGCCUGCCCUCAGACGCCUCCAUGCCUCCACGUGCAGCUUGGUUUGUCUACCACCAAUAAACCUCUGGGUUUUCUGUGUCCUGCUGGGUCCGGAGUGCAGCCAUGCUUCCCCCUCAGAUGGACCACCCUGACUGACACUCGGGGGUUGCUGGUGCUGGAGGUGCACUGGGGGAUCCAAAUUGUCUGCACAAAGGUGGCAGAUGUGGUGUAGGAGCAAGGGGUGUCCUUUCAGAGUGGCAGAAAGAGAGGGAUCUGCUGGGCUGCUCCAGCAGUUAUGAAACCUCUCUUUGGACCCAUUCCUCCACUUCUGUCUCAGGCACUGACUUCAACAACCUCAAUUUCUAGCUCUGUUCAAAAGAGACCACGGCAGGACUCGUCCUCUUCAAGGGGAUGGAUCCAAGACAGAGGUAUGAUUUUCCCUCCAGAAGUUCCUCUUCCUUGUUGUAGUUGAGAUGGAGAAAAUACAAAGCAACACACUCUAUUUUCAGAAGGCUUCAAACUGAUUUUAUUACAGCAUGCAUGCUUCCUAUGCAUUCUUACAAAACUCGUAAGUUUACACUUUACUCAUUGGUCAUGAAAGACAAACAAAAUGUUCAUUGGAAUAGGCAGUUGCAGGUUUCUCUUAUUUUUUUCUUCUUUCUUUCUUGAUUUCUAUGUCAAUGACCUUGGUAGAAAAUUCUUUCAGGGGUAAACAUGGAUCCUCUUAUCAAACUUCUCACAGAAGUCACUGUAAAAUCUCUUCCAUACUUCCUCUCCUGUAGCAACAAGGUGAACCUGGGUGGGUGCCUCAGAUUAUCCAGCCUGAUCUCCUGGAAGAUGUCCCUGAUCUUUGCAGGAGUGCUGGACUUGGUGACCCUUAAUGCCUCCUUCCAACCCAAACCAUUCCAUGACUCUGUGAUCCACUUCUGUGAGGAGGCAAAGGUGGGUAAGGCUGAGAAAUCCCUGUGGGGAAACAAUUCAAACAAUUCACCCAGUCUCACAGGGAGUGUGGUGUGUUCUGUAUCUGCCCUGCUCCUGGAUGGAGCCAUUGCCAGGUGGAAUCUUACUUCCAUAGUGCAAAUCAUUCCAAACUCUAUCCCAGUAUCACCUGAGGGGUAUCACUGCCUCUUGUCCUGCACGGGCUGAUUUAUUGAGUACAAUUAAGAGUGGGAAUGAGCCAAGGUCAAGUUCACUUCCAGCAACUCCUCACCAGGGAGUGAGAGUUGUUGGCUGUGGAUUGUUGUUCACUCACUGAAGGAAGGGGAAAUGUCCACUGUGGUGUGCUCUGGAGCAGGACCCCCAAAGCAAUUCUUCAUCUUUGAGGAAUUGGUGGUGAGGUGGUGAGGUGGAAUGGAGUUGGUGAGGUAGAAAGAAGGUGGUGUAGGAGGAGCAGGAAUAGAGAUGAAGGAGCUGUAAGCAGAGAGUUGGCUUGAAAGAGUAUGAAGAUCUCCUCAAGAGAAAGGCUGGAAGAUUUAACACUGGAAACACUCAGUGUGGUGUUCACCCAGGACAUGUAAGAAAUGUGGUGUGCAAAAUUCCCAUCCUAAAACCCCCAGCUACACACCUGGCUUCAACUUAAAUCCACCCUGCUAUCCAUCCUAGAGGCACCAGUCUUUCCCUGGAAGAAAUCACUAAAACCAGUGACCCAGCUGUGCCUGCUGACACCCAGUGGAGAUCUGCCCCAUCUCUGGCUGGACUGUGAGCAGGGAAAGAUCCCCUCACUCCU